CCCCACAUAGAAAAUGUAAACUUCCUGUCAGAGUCGGAUCACAAGACGUUGAGGACAUGGCGAGCGACACUUGGUUAGCUGAGUAUGAUGCAUGUGCAAGGCUUGGGCAAACUCUUAUGGAAAACAUAACGGAGAGGAACAAACACAGCAGGACCAGUUCACAGUACACCAAGCUUUCAGCACAUAUACGAGUGUCUAUGAAGCAGUUCACUCAGUCAUUAAACAAGCUGAAGCAGAAUCUUGUCAGAGCCUCAUCCUCAUAUCAUAUAACGCAGAGAGAAGUUGAACGUAGACAAAUGAUGAUGGACAAUCUAACGACAAAGGAGAAACAGAUAGACCAGGCUUUUAAGAAUGAGGCCAGUGCAUCCAGGUCAUCAUUGAUGGGUGGUGGUGCCAGUGGAUUUGGAGGGAGGGAUCCAUGGGGAGUGAGAGAUGAACCAGAGGAAUAUGAAGGAAUGGACAAUCAGGGAAUAGCACAGCAACAGCAAACUAUCAUACAAGAACAAGAUAGAGGGUUGGAGUCUCUCUCUAAAGUAAUCUCAAGACAAAAACAGAUGGCCAUAGACAUUGGAAAUGAAGUGGACAGUCAGAAUGACUUGAUUGAUGACAUUGGGGAUCAUAUGGACCAGACCAAAACACGCCUCAUUAAGGAGACCAGACACAUACGUAUAGUGGACAGGAAGUCAGCUACAUGUGCCUACUGGGUGGCCAUAAUCCUGAUUUUCAUAGCUAUCAUAGUCAUUUUGAUAGUACCUUACAAUGGGAAAGGAGUGUAGCAACCACAAAAUUACAAAAAAAAAAGAAAAGAAAUGAAGACAGUAGUUCUGGAGUAAGCCAAAGUGGUGCAUUUUCUGAACAGGAAAAAAUACCUAGACACAAAUUACUUGUACAUGUCUAAGAAAGUGCUCUAACUGUGAUAAUGUGGAUUGAAUAGUGCAAUCACAAUGAGUGAUCCCAGAGUGCAUUUGUGGUCUAGUUUUGUAAUUAUUGUUUUCACUAAUCUAUUUUUUCUUUGUUUCAUUCCCAGAGUAUAGUGACUAUUACUGAUUCUAGGAUAUAAUUAUAUCAAGUUAAAAUUAGGUUCAUUUUGUUGUUAUCUUCAUUGUAUAUGAUUGAAAGUACAUGUACAAAUGUAAAAUUUGCCUGCAAAAAGCACCUUGGAAUAUAAUUGGAGUAUGUGUAUUUGUUUUAACAAGUAAUGGUAUGUUAAACUUAAUGAUUUAAACAUAUAUGUAUGUAUAUGCAUACAUAUAUGGAAAGAGAUUUUUCUUUAAUAAUCAUCAAAGUCCCUCAAUCAGUAGAAAGUUGUAUUCAAUUUUAUUUUUAUCGAUAUAUUACAGGGGGAGGGGGUGUUCUCUUCAGAAUGA
This is a messenger RNA of Saccostrea echinata, 1367 nucleotides long. Its product is annotated as syntaxin-8-like. The record is from RefSeq and is a predicted model, not a curated record. NCBI's taxonomy places the organism in Eukaryota, Metazoa, Mollusca, Bivalvia, Ostreida, Ostreidae. The transcript has 8 exons. Gene Ontology annotation, biological process: intracellular protein transport; vesicle fusion. Gene Ontology annotation, cellular component: endomembrane system; SNARE complex. Gene Ontology annotation, molecular function: SNAP receptor activity; SNARE binding. Bases 57 to 776 code for a protein of 239 amino acids.